UAGUUCACAGUUCUCUGAAGCAGAACAGAGACUUCAAAGCUUUGAAACAUGUCUCCUGGGCCUCGAAGAAGGUUUCCAUCGAUCUUGCACUGUGAUGUGUCGGGGCGAGAGGAACAAACGGUUGCGGCAGACCUGGACGGAACUUUGUUGGUGUCCAGGAGCUCCUUCCCAUACUUCAUGCUGGUGGCCAUAGAAGCCGGCAGCUUUCUCAGGGGAAUCGUUCUCCUACUCGUCUCUCCUCUCAUCCUCAUCGUUUACAAGCUAGUGUCUGAGUCCAUGGGGAUCCAGCUUCUCAUCUUCAUCUCCUUCUCUGGUUUGAAGUUUCGUGACAUCGAACUCGCUUCAAGGGCAGUGUUGCCGAGAUUCUACGCAGGAGACGUGAGAUCGGAGAGCUGGAACGUGUUUAGUAAGUGUAGGAGGAAGGUGGUGGUCACGGCCAACCCGACUGUGAUGGUGGAGCCGUUCGUGAAGGAUUUCCUGGGAGGAGAUAAGGUGCUUGGAACAGAGAUCGAGGUGAACCCCAAGACUGGUAGAGCUACUGGAUUCGUGAAGAAGCCUGGAGUGUUGGUCGGAGAGCUGAAGAAAUUGGCUCUCUUGAGGGAGUUUGCCGACGAUGAUUUGCCUCAUCUUGGGUUGGGAGAUCGUGAGUCUGACCAUCCUUUCAUGUCCCUCUGCAAGGAGGGAUACAUGGUCCACCAUGACCCAUCAGCGAAACCUGUUCCACAGGGACGACUGAAGAGCCCCAUCGUCUUCCACGACGGGCGUUUGGUCCAGCGACCCACCCCAGGCAACGCACUCGUCACUUUCCUCUGGUUACCGGUGGGAUUUUUUCUCUCCCUGCUCCGAGUAUACAUCAACCUCCCACUCCCAGAGCGCAUAGUGAAGUACACCUAUGCCCUCUUGGGCAUUAAGCUGGUGAUCAAAGGCACACCACCCCCGCCGCCCGGCCGGGGCUCUAAAGGGUCACUGUUCGUUUGCAACCACCGCAUGGGGUUGGACCCCAUCAUCAUUGCCAUCGCACUGGGACGCAAGGUCUCGUGCGUCACCUACAGUGUGGGUCGCAUCCAGCGCCUCCAGUCUCCGAUUCCCACGGUGGCCCUGACACGCGACAGGGCUACAGACGCCGCACGCAUCUCGGCGCUGCUGGAGAAAGGAGACCUGGUGGUCUGCCCUGAGGGGACGACGUGUAGGGAGCCGUUCCUGCUCAGGUUCAGCGCGCUGUUCGCAGAGCUAAGUGAUCGGAUAGUGCCGGUGGCGAUGAAGACGGAACAGAGCAUGUUCUACGGGACGACGGUCCGGGGGAUGAAGUUCUGGGACGCUUAUUUCUUCUUCAUGAACCCAAUGCCUGUCUAUGAGGUCAAGUUCCUGGACAAGCUUCCCCAGGAGAUGACUUGCAAGGGUGGAGGCAAGUCCGCCAUUGAAGUGGCUAACCACGUUCAGAAGCUGCUUGGGGGAAUCCUGGGCUUUCAGUGUACGGCUUUUACACGCAAGGAUAAGUACAUGGUCUUGGGUGGCAACGAUGGCCGAGUCGAAUCCAUGUACUUAUCUUCUUCUUCAUCUACUACUACUGCUACUACUACUCACAACAACUGAACUGGUUUGAU
Messenger RNA from Telopea speciosissima, 1604 nucleotides. RefSeq names its product probable glycerol-3-phosphate acyltransferase 8. The coding region runs from base 49 to 1593 and encodes 514 amino acids. NCBI's taxonomy places the organism in Eukaryota, Viridiplantae, Streptophyta, Magnoliopsida, Proteales, Proteaceae. Gene Ontology annotation, cellular component: membrane. The transcript has 2 exons. Gene Ontology annotation, biological process: cutin biosynthetic process. The record is from RefSeq and is a predicted model, not a curated record. Gene Ontology annotation, molecular function: phosphatase activity; glycerol-3-phosphate 2-O-acyltransferase activity.